Molecule: messenger RNA, 2434 nt
Organism: Cyclopterus lumpus (lumpfish)
Lineage: Eukaryota; Metazoa; Chordata; Actinopteri; Perciformes; Cyclopteridae
Product: sphingomyelin synthase-related protein 1-like
Exons: 6
Coding region: 109-1392 (427 amino acids)
Biological process (GO): ceramide biosynthetic process
Cellular component (GO): endoplasmic reticulum membrane; Golgi membrane
Molecular function (GO): sphingomyelin synthase activity; ceramide cholinephosphotransferase activity; protein binding
Source: RefSeq, a predicted model, not a curated record
UCCUGUUUGGUGUUGCUCAGUUGUCAGAAGCAUGUUGGCCAUGAACCACCCCAGAGAGACAGCUCAUCUCCACCCGCUGCCAGCACAGUGACAGUGGACUUAUGUGGCAUGGCAACAUCAGAGGACAGUGUGAGUUCCUGGAGCUGUAAGCAGGUGGCCCGGUGGCUGCAGGAAGAAGGUUUCGGGGAGUAUGUGACGUUAUUGUGCGACCAGCACCGCCUGGACGGCCCCAGCCUGCUGGCUCUGACUGAGGCCGACCUGCGCGGGCCUCCGUUGGGCAUCUCUGUGCUUGGAGACAUCAAGAGGCUGAUCAUAGCCCUCUGUCGGCUCCAGAGACAGAACCAGACCCAGCUGGAGGAGCUGGGUCUCUGGCCUACAGACAUUCACCCUGCUGGGCUCUCGCCGGGGUCCACAGGGGGCGAGUGGAGCUGUGACGGUGCUGACCGGAGGUAUAACGGAGGUGAUCACUUAAGUAACGACACUGAGCUGAGGUUGAGGAACGGUGACCGCUCUGGAUACAGUUCUCUGAGUCAUGCACACACCAACGGGAGGUAUAGGCAGCACCUGGCUGGCCGAUUGGACCCAGAGGUGUGGAAGACAAUUAUGAGUUCCAUUUAUGUAUUUUUUGUGUUUGGAUUCACUUCGUUUGUCAUGGUCAUCGUACAUGAGCGUGUCCCGGACAUGAGGACGUAUCCACCACUGCCCGAUAUAUUUCUGGACAGUGUUCCUAGAAUCCCUUGGGCUUUUGCAAUGGCUGAAGCCUGUGGCCUCAUCCUGUGUUACAUGUGUCUGCUGGUCCUGCUCCUCCACAAACACAGAUCCAUUAUCUUCAGACGGUUGUGUUCUUUGUUGGGAACAGUGUUUUUGCUCCGUUGCUGCACCAUGUUUGUCACUUCACUCUCUGUUCCUGGGCAGCACCUGAAGUGUGCCAGCAAGACGUACGGGGAUUCCUGGGGAAAGAUCCAGAGGGCGCUACUGAUCUGGAGUGGAUGUGGGAUGACGCUGACAGGUGUCAAAACGUGCGGAGACUACAUGUUCAGUGGGCACACUGUUGUCAUCACGUUGCUCAACUUUUUUGUGACUGAAUACACUCCUCGAACAUGGAAUCUAAUUCACACCAUCUCCUGGGUGUUAAACCUGUUUGGGAUUUUCUUCAUCCUGGCGGCCCACGAGCACUACUCCAUCGACGUGUUCAUUGCAUUCUACAUCACUACUCGCCUCUUCCUCUACUACCACACAUUAGCCAACACCCGUGCCUACCAGCAGAGCCGGAGGGCGCGCAUUUGGUUCCCCAUGUUCUCCUUCUUUGAGUGCAAUGUGAAUGGACCUGUCCCCAACCAGUAUCACUGGCCCUUCAAGAAACCUGCCUUUAUGAAAACUCUGAUUGGAUAGAGUAAGCUGCAAUGUGCAUGGACUGUAAUACUAACGGUUGAAAGAGAAACUAUACUUGAUAUGCUGCUUCUUAUAUUUGGCUGCUUAUAAGUUUAUUAUGUGGGAGUUUCCUCCUCCCCCCAAUUUGUAUAAAUGAAUGAUUUUUUUUUUUUAUUCCGAAAGUUAGAUGAGAAGAUCGAAACCAUUCUUAAUCUUCUCAUCUAUGAGUUAGAUGAGAAAGUGUAUUUCCCCAAAAUGUUGAAGAAUUCCUUUUUAUUUAAUUGCACAGUACUACCAUUUGACACAAGAUAUGUGGUUUCUUCUUUAUUUGACACAAGAUAUGUGGUUUCUUCUUUUCUUCUGAGAGAUUUGUUUGCCUUCGAUUAAUCACUUCCAAUGUUCAUGUUCCACUUUGGGGAUGUUUAAGUUCCUCUGGUUUGGGUUGUUAGUCACCCUUAACAUCUACAGGAGAGAACUGUAGUUUUGCUGCAAAGAGAUUGAACACUUGUGAGAUUCACUACUAACAAAAGAGGCAGUUGUUUCUUUUGAUGUGCAACAGGAAAAACACUUCCUGUUCUCUGCUGAAAUAGCUCUUUUUUUAUCCACUGAUGUUUUCUUUCAUUUACACUUUAUAGAGUGAACUCUAAAGCUUAGUUUAAUUUGAUAAUGUCACCAUUGGGAUAGUGUCGCUUCCUACAUUUUCAGUUCAAUUCAACCAAAAUCAAAACAUUUAUUGUAAUGUUUAAUAUUGUCAAUCGGCCCUUAGUAUAAUUGUGUUUUUAUCCUAAUUUGUUGCCGUUUUUUUAUUUUUUAUUAUGAAAUGAGUAAAGAAAUGAAGUGAUGGAUUUUGUUGAAGCUUUAUUGUCCAGAGUUUUCCUCUAUUGCACAGUACAAAGACUGGCUUUUUGGAUCACAAAAGCUUCAAAGUAUAUUGAUUACUACGGCAUGGUUAAUCCAAACUAAAGCUUUUUAAUAAUUGUUUACAAUUCGUGUCUUUAUUUGUAAUGCAAGUAAUCUAUCUCUGCCUUUUUGGCUCAGCAAUAAACGUUUACAGAUAAGUUUA